Messenger RNA from Hypanus sabinus (Atlantic stingray), 980 nucleotides. RefSeq names its product cobalamin binding intrinsic factor-like. The transcript has 7 exons. Gene Ontology annotation, biological process: cobalamin transport. Gene Ontology annotation, molecular function: cobalamin binding. NCBI's taxonomy places the organism in Eukaryota, Metazoa, Chordata, Chondrichthyes, Myliobatiformes, Dasyatidae. The annotation marks the transcript as partial. The record is from RefSeq and is a predicted model, not a curated record.
GCCACUCGUUCUCCAGCGGCAUGCUGGGCCUCUACGUCCUGGCACUGAGAGCCUCGUGUGUCGACCCUGCCAGGUCACCGAUCACACAAACACAUCCCCCAUCGACCUGGUCCGUCACGGACGCUCGCCCGGUGACAUCCUACUAUGAGGUGGCGCUGGCCCUGCUCGGCCUCUGCGAGAUCGGCUCCCCGGUGAGUGAGAUGGACGUCCAGGCUUUCUCGGACGCUGUGAGGAAGGGUUUCGUCACACAGGUCGGGAAGUUCCAGCCCGAGGACACCGUGAGGGACGCCCGGCUCAAGCUGACCCUGGAGCUGUACAGUGCGCGGACCGACCAGCACACCAUCGGCAACAUCUACAGCACCGGGCUGGCCGCGCAGGCCUUAUUCGCCAACGAGGAUAUCAUCCCGCCCGCAGUUUGGGGCGCCAGGGAGGUCCUGCAGGAGCUCGGAGCCCUGGCCGAGCUGGGGGCGUUCCAGGUCCCCGUCUCCGCCUCGCAGGUCCUCCCCGCCCUCCUCCGGAAGUCGUUUCUCGAUGCCGGCCGGAUACCCUGCUCCGCGACCGUUCAGUCUGGACCGGUGACGUACGGCCUGUCGGAGAUCUCGGUACGCUACACCGUGAAGAGAGAUGAGGGAUGCACGCACGCCUGCUCCCACUCCGUCGUCGUCACCGUCCCCGCAGGCUCGACCAUCCUGGACGUGAUGAAGGUGGCUGCGUUGAAAGACCCUGGGGACUUCAAAUUCUCCACAGAACGCUCUGCUUGGGGCGAAUACGUCGUCAGCAUCGGGGGUACUGAGGCCAACACCCGGGACAAGACCUACUGGCAGUUCCUCGUCGGUUCGCGCCCCAUUCCUGUAGGUGUGGCUGCCUACAAGCUUUCCGAUGGGGACCACGUCGUCGCCAAGUUCACCACGUAUUGACCGCCGUCGCGCGGAUCGGCCGUGUCCUCGCCUCCUCCUGAAUAAACUCUGAACGAAUCUCCC